Molecule: messenger RNA, 2508 nt
Organism: Penicillium bovifimosum
Lineage: Eukaryota; Fungi; Ascomycota; Eurotiomycetes; Eurotiales; Aspergillaceae
Exons: 2
Coding region: 1-2508 (835 amino acids)
Biological process (GO): regulation of DNA-templated transcription; DNA-templated transcription
Molecular function (GO): DNA binding; zinc ion binding; DNA-binding transcription factor activity, RNA polymerase II-specific
Source: RefSeq, a predicted model, not a curated record
AUGGAAUCCCCAGGCGACCAGCCAUCUCCAGCUCCCGACCCCGACGUCGAGCUACCAAACGGCAAACGACGAUGGCGCCGGAAUAGAGUGGCCUGCGACUCAUGCCACGUUCGCCGCGUACGAUGCGACCGCGCCUUUCCCUGCUCGCGAUGUCUGCGCGGCAACGUAAAUUGCGAAUUUACCCGCGAGCGCCGAAAACGAGGGCGCAUCGCGAGGGAUAAGCCUACAACCACAACUCCGAGUGCUGGGGAAAGGCCACCGCGGGGCCGCACCGAACCUACACAAGCGAGCGGGGAACACCAACGGGCGUCGCAGUUGCAGCAGGCCCUGUCGCCGGGUGAAAAUAGUUCCCCUGCCUCGACCUUCCAACGUAGGUCGCCAACGACAAAUGAGAUCAGCGCUCUGUCGGCGCCUAGCGUCGACGACCGUCGGUCGGUGGUUGGCGGUUCACAGCAGCAGGCAGGACCGAGCGCGAACGUUACGGAGGAAUGGCUUUCAGCGGCGCAUCUGUCGCCAGUCUCGUAUGAAUUACUAGGAGGAAUAGGCGGCGGUGAUAGACCUCUGCCCCGGUUGUUGGAUCCUUGGAAUCCGCUCGACGCGGCCAGUCCCCGACCGUCUACGCAUCCUCCACCAAUGCCGCCUAAAACGGGGCCGAAUCCCCCAAGACAGGGACAGCCGUCAGCACCAUCGGCGCCAUUGAAAUAUCCGGUUCUGGAACCUGUUAUGCCUUUUCUGGAGUCGAACCUCCCGCGUCGAUUGGUGUGCGACCUGUUGGAACUUUACUUUACCAGUGCUUUCUCGACUCAUAUGCACCCUGUGUGCCACCAUAUCCAUUGCUACGUUCUGCGAAAGAGUUCCUUUCUCAGCACCGACCAUCCCAGACCCACUAGUCCAGCUUUGUUGGCGAGUAUGCUCUGGGUUGCUGCUGUCGAUGAUCGGGCGUUCUCUCUGUCAAUCUCACCUUUACAGCGGCGGAAGAUAUGCCAAUUUCUCUGUGCGUUGAUUAUUCGGUUGCUGCGGCCUUUGAUACACGUUUCAUUCAAAGACCAGGAUCCAUCGUCUGUUGAGCAUGGGGCGACAGCUCAAGACUUUUCUGGCGCUGCUGCUCAGCACCCAUUCGAAGGGGGUGGGGAUGAUAAAGGUCUCGUCGGCCCUGCUGGCUCUUUGGAUGAUGUUAUAACAUACAUUCAUGUGGCCUCCAUCAUCUCGUCCAGCGAACAGAAAGCUGCAAGUAUGAGAUGGUGGCAUGCAGCCUUUACACUAGCCAGAGAGCUUAAACUAAACCAAGAAAUGGAGAUCACGCCAAACAUCGACAGUCUGACCGAUGGUUCAAGUCCAUCAUUCGGCUACGGUCUAGGCGGAUGGCCUAGUUCCCCUGGCGGAUUGAGCUUCGACUCGGACCUGUCGCGGCCGAGCAUGAACUGCGUCUGUGAGAAGAAGCAUGACAUACAAAAUGGGGCUAUUACAGAAGAGCAUCGUGAAGAGCGACGCAGGACUUGGUGGUUGUUGUACAUCAUGGACCGCCAUCUGGCAUUGUGCUAUAAUCGUCCUCUGGCUUUACUAGACGCCGAGAGCGAAGACUUGUUACUUCCUCUCGAUGAAAGCUCAUGGCAAGCAGGUGUCAUUCACAGUAAUAGUCCUCGCCCGGACGGACCUCAGUGCCCUCGCUCCGGCGACCAGAACAAACGUCGUAUUUUCCCUAACUUCAUUUGCCAUGACCAUUCAAUCCUCGGCUUCUUCCUCCCACUCAUGACGAUUACCGGCGAGUUGAUCGACCUAAAUCAGGCGCGAAACCACCCUACUCUGGGCGUCCGCCUUCAAGGGAAGGAGGCAUGGGACAUCCACGUGUCAGAAGUGAUGCGGCAACUCGAGAUCUACAAAGCCAGUCUCACGACCUUUGUGGCGGCCACAGCGGCCGACCCAGAGGCCUCCUUAUCAACUACCUACAAUAACGACUCCGCCCAACCCGUCGACCCGCACUUAUCCCAGGCCUAUUCUUGGCACACCCAAACCGUGAUCGCCUACUCAUCAUAUCUAACCCACGUCCUGCACAUCCUCCUCGUCGGUAAAUGGGAUCCCGUUUCCCUAAUCGAAGACAAAGAUUUCUGGACAUCGUCUCCCGCCUUUGCAUCGACCAUCUCGCACGCUCUCGAAGCCGCUGAUUCCGUGCAACAAAUCCUCCGCUUUGAUCCCGACAUCAGCUUCAUGCCAUACUUCUUCGGCAUCCAGCUCUUACAAGGCAGUUUUCUGCUUCUACUUAUUGUCGAACGCCUUCAAAAGGAGGCGGGUGAGGGCAUUCUCAAUGCCUGCGAGACUAUGAUCCGAGCGACGGAAUCGUGUGUCGUCACCUUGAAUACGGAAUACCAGCGCAGUUUCCGACAAGUGAUGCGUUCGGCGGUUGCCCAGGCCCGUGGCCGCCCGGUAAACCCGAGCGAGAUCCGGCAUCGUCGGAAAGCUGUACUUGCCCUUUAUCGGUGGACGCGAAAGGGGACUGGUUUGGCUCUCUAA